AUGACACUUGUUGUUAGAUUUGUUGAUAAGCAUGGAUUUGUCAAAGAAAGGCUAAUAGAUGUUGUUCAUGUCAAAGAUACUACUUCUGCUACUCUAAAACAAGAGAUUUAUUCUCUAGCUUUUGUUGCCGCGGCUAAAGAAGUUGUUGAUAUUCAUGCUUUUUUCCAAAGUUUGAGUAAUAUUAUCAAUGUUGUGUGCUCUUCUUGCAAACGCAAUGAUGAAUUACGAUCUGCUUAUGCAACUGAAAUUUCCCAUUUAGUUGCAACUAAUCAAAUUGAAACAAGAAGGGGAGCAAAUCAAAUUGGCACAUUAAAAAGAUCAGGAGAUACUAGGUGGAGCUCUCACUUCAACUCAAUUUGUAGCCUUUUAUGUAUGCUUAGAGCAACAACUUCAGUUCUGGAAGAUUUGGCUACUAAUGGAUCUAUAUAUUCUCAACGUGGUGAUGCUACUUAUGCUCUUAAAUCUUUAUUAUCAUUUGAUUUUGUUUUCAUUUUGCAUAUGAUGAAAGAAAUUAUGGGAAUUACUGAUAAACUUUGUCAAGCAUUGCAACAAAAAUCUCAAGACAUUUUAAAUGUUAUGCAUCUGUUAAGAGAUAGUAGUUGGGGAGCACUUUUGGAGAAAGUUAGUUCUUUAUGCAAUGAUCAUGCUAUUCAGAUACCUGAUAUGGGUGCUUCUUUUAGUGACAUAAUUCGGUCUCGUCGUAAAAAGGAUGUUGUCACUGUUGAACACCACUAUCGUGUUGACAUUUUUACUAGCGUGAUAGAUUUUCAAUUGAAAGAGCUAAAUAGUAGAUUUAGUGAGCAAGCAACCAAGCUCCUCAUAUUGAGUACAUCUUUAGAUCCUAAAGAUGCUUUCAAGUUAUUCAGUAUUUGCAACAUAUGCAAUCUUGCAAAGAAUUUCUAUUCUUUAGAUUUUUCUGAGCAAGAAAAGAUUCAAUUGGAUUAUGAAUUACAACAUUAUGAACUUGAUGUGGUUAAAGCUCCAGAUUUUCAGAAUUUGUCUACUCUUGCUGAAUUUAUUGUAAAGGAUAAUGAUUCAGAGUGUGAAGACGAUGGAACAAGUAAAGAAAAUCCCAAAUCUGUGCAAAAUGAAGAAUCUGUCAGUCCGGUUUUAUCUCGUCAGAUCGAAGGAGAAACUUCCAUUUUGUCUCCUGAGCAGACACAAGAAACUGAAACAGAAAGCAGGAGACAAAUUUCAGGAUGUGUUGAACGGGCCAUGAUACAGGGGGAGACUGAACUGAAGUUAAUUAUUGUGUGCCCCACCAAAUCUCUUUGA
Messenger RNA from Arachis duranensis, 1275 nucleotides. RefSeq lists its product as uncharacterized. The record is from RefSeq and is a predicted model, not a curated record. Bases 1 to 1275 code for a protein of 424 amino acids. The transcript is spliced from 5 exons. Lineage: Eukaryota; Viridiplantae; Streptophyta; Magnoliopsida; Fabales; Fabaceae.